Messenger RNA from Pseudoliparis swirei, 8526 nucleotides. RefSeq names its product SEC16 homolog A, endoplasmic reticulum export factor (gene sec16a). The coding region runs from base 120 to 7253 and encodes 2377 amino acids. The transcript is spliced from 31 exons. Gene Ontology annotation, cellular component: endoplasmic reticulum exit site; ER to Golgi transport vesicle membrane. The record is from RefSeq and is a predicted model, not a curated record. NCBI's taxonomy places the organism in Eukaryota, Metazoa, Chordata, Actinopteri, Perciformes, Liparidae. Gene Ontology annotation, biological process: autophagy; COPII vesicle coat assembly; Golgi organization.
AUUGGAGAUGGUGGCGGUGUGUCAGACUCGCUGUCCUGCACACAACUUGGCCUGACUUCAGUCUCUUCAGUGACGUCUACUAGAGUGACCUGGUCCUCGGACCUGUCAGCUCUGCAGCCAUGCAUCCCCCUCCUCGGACUGGACCUCCAGGCGCCUCGGGCCCACCUCCUACUGGGCCCAAUAUGUUCCGCAGGCCUCACAAGCAUACAGCAGCAGCAGCAGCUCCUGCCACAAUGCCACCUAUUGCUCAACCCAUGACAGACCCGUUUGCUUUUGUGAGAGCUCCUCCCCCCAUGGCUGCAGGUGCACCUUUGGCUGCAGGUGGUCUCCCAACAAUACCCAACAGCAACGCCCCACCUAAUGCCAUGUACUCGCAGGCUGGCUCAGGGCUGGCUCCUCAACCACAGCCACCGAGGGAUGUUCCAGCUCCUCUUUCUGGUCCCCCGCCCUCCUCUCUACCAGGAGUGAUGCUGUUCAACCCUCACAGUGCAGCAUCCCCUGGCGUUUACCCAGGACCUAGUCCUGUAGGAUAUGCAUCCUCACAUAGUGAACAGGGCUAUUUUAAUUCUACAGAACAGACGCCAUCCAUGGCCGCAGAGCCACCACCUGUGGCCCAGGCACCGGGUCAGACACCUUUUAACCAGGACGCUCAAGGACAGCCUGCUCCUCAGCACAUGUUGUUCCAGCCUGUUCCGCCCACCACCUCCUAUUCUCAGUGGGCCCCUGAUCAUGGUAGUCGCCCUCCAUCAGUUCAGAACUAUUUCCAGCCUACGAGUGACCCCCCGCCACAGCCUUUCAAUUUACCUCCACAGACCCAGAUGUACCCCUCCCACACCCCAUCGACCCAUCACAACAACGCCACCCCUCCAACACAAACUGGACAUCCUCAGAUUCAAGCUCCGCUUCCUCCCCAGAACCCUGUAAAUGCUCCCAGUUCUCAGUGGCCUGACCCAAAUGCGCCCCAGCAGCAUAAUUCCCACUUCCAAACUCAGAGCUACUUCAGUCAGACCUCUGACCCCCGGGAAUCAUGGUUCAAUAUACCGCCACAGGACUCAGGCUACCACCAAAUGGGGACCAGCUUAGCCCAUCCUCAGCCCCGGCCUUACUCUGUUGAAUCUCAACAAGCAUCCAACACUGGGGCUGGAGCUGGGCCUAGUCCUAGUUUUGUCCCUGCCACGGUGCCAUACUCUCAGGAGUCUGGUGCACUCUCAAUGUUCUUCAAAGACAAUGAUGUGGAAAAUGAAGAAUCACUGGCUGGAGAGAGAAACAAGGCAGUGAAUGGUGUCCCUGAAUCCUUUCAGUACCAGAGCAACCCUCAAGCCCACAGUGGACAAGCAGAUGUCCCUUUGGAUUAUCAAAGACCUCCUCCGCAAGAUCAUUCAUACCUACCAUAUAUGAAUGAUGGCGACCAUGCCCCACAAGCAGGUACCCAUGAGACACGUGAUUCCCAGUACGACCACAAGGAGAAUUUGGAGUGCGUCCUGAACCAGGAAGUAUUGCCCAAUGAUAUCCAUGGCAGCCCUGCUGCUACUGCAGCUCAUGGAGUUGACCAGUUUGAAACCGGGCCUAACCUGGAGACUCCCGAUACUAUUCAACGACCAAUUAGAUCGGCCAGUGUGUCAUCCAACUAUAGCAAUAUGAGCUAUGGAAGCGGAAGUGGCGCUCGGCGGCAACAGGGAGUCGUCGGCACCUUCAUUCAGCAGGAAAGCCCACGUCUCAGUGAUGAUGCAAACCUGCCUGCGGCCACCGGAGGCUACUUUGAGCAGAUUGACACUUCUCCAGCUGUCGAUAUGGGUGUGCAACGGAGCUCCCUGGAGCAGAUGUGGCCUACCACACCUAGCCCCCCAAAACCGACUGGUAUCUUUCAGGCCAGUGCUAACAGCUCUUUUGAACCCGUGCGCUCUCAUGGAGGAGUUGGGGUGCGUCCUGCUGAAGUGGAUCGGGCUAAAGUGGUCGCGGAAGGGGGUGCUGACGCUACACCUGGCAACCUGGAGCAGCCGCCAGAUAACAUGGAAAAUAUUUACGUCUCUGGACCCCCCCUGCCUUCUGGGGCUGUCGGUGGUGCUCCUCAUCUACCACACCCAGCAGUGCACUCUCUGUCUCGGCCUUCGUCCCGUGCGUUUGGGGGCAGUCGGCCCUGUGAGAGCCCGGCCACGACUCUGUGGGCUCAGCAUGAUCCUGCCAGCUUGAGCGCUAGCAUCCUCCUGGCCCCUGCGGCCCCAGCGGUUCUUGCACCUUUACGAGAGCCCAGUGCGCACGUCAUCCAACCCUCAGAGGAUGUCCCGCUGAACCUGCAACCCACCCAGAGAAUCCAGCCAACUCCACAGCAACACUCGGAGAACCUAGAGAACCCACCAAAGGUGAGUGAGGCAAAGCCAACUGACCCUGAAGGCAACCUGGGCUAUGCUUCUCUCCUUGUGUCCGACUCGCUCGACCAGCCCGUUUUGAUUGCCCCGCCGGUGUCCAAUUACAGUGUGAUUCCCCCCACUACCCCUGGUCAAGCACCCAGUCAAAGUAGCCUUCGGGAAUCAAUCCCCCCUGUAAGAAUUUUCCCACAGGGAUCGGGUGAAAGUACCUCCCAACCACCUCCAAUGACCUCCAAUCACAAUCCACUGUUUGCUCCUGGACCUAUAAAUUUAAAUUCUUCUGCCUCAAACCAGGGCCCCCUCAAUCUGACCCGAGACAACACCGGAGCAUCAACCUCAGACGUCACAGCUCCGCCUCAGCCAGUCCGCCCUCCUCUCUCAAGGGGCCAAUCAUUGGCUGGAGACGGCCACGCUGCUCUCCAAGUUAAUCCGCAGGCUUCACUUGUGACGGCUCCUGUCUCUAAUCCUAAUCAGCCAUCAAAUUAUGAACUGCUUGAUUUUUCUAUGCACCAAUCACAAGCCCAGAACCCAACACCUGGGCAUCCUUCCUCUCUCCACGAGUCUCCACAGUCGAGUAAUGGAUUUUACCUACAGGUCACCAAAGAUGCUCAGCAGGGGGUAAGGACACAAGGGGCUGUCCCUGUCCAGACGCUGGCCUCUUCAUUUACCCCACAGGUGCCACCGACACCCCCCCAAGCGCCCGCAAACACCCAGCCGCCACCAGCUGAACCCCCUCCGACACCAGACCCUCAGGCUGCACGGCAGGGACACAAUUAUGCUCCUCCUGUUCAAGGGAGUGAAGCACAACCGUCCCUAGACCAGUAUCCACCUCCAGCACAGGGGCCUGCCCCGGGGAGCGCUCCCCCAUCCGCUGCUGCAUACCCCCCGUGGCCUCGAGGACCAGUACCUCCAGGAGCUUCUCAGCCAGCUCCUGCAGAACCACCCCGGCCACCUUCCUCUGCAGGCAGCCAGCAAGGCUAUGGGCCCCCUCCUGCAGGGCCAGGGCAGAUGUAUGGUGGCUAUUAUGGUAAUUAUGGCGAAUACCCAGAUGGCAGAGCACCAUAUCCCCCUGGCCAAUACCCACCUCCACCUGGGGAUCCUAGAGCAGAGCAAUACUAUCAAGAGGGUCCAUACAGGGGCAGAGCAGAGCCUUGGUAUGGCAGGUAUGAAGGGCAGAUCCCACCUCGCGACCCAAACCUCCAGUACAGAGAGCCUCAGCCGGAACGACCCAGCUCCAGAACCAGUCAGUACUCUGACAGGCCCUCCUCCAGGCAAGGCUAUCCUGAGGAUUACCAGAGAGCCAACCAAAGUGCCUACAAUGAAUACUAUGCAGAAUACACCAAACAAUGUGAAUAUGGAGGAUACAACUAUGGCCAGUAUGACCCCCGGUACCGAGCAUACUACGAUCCCGCCUACUGGGCUAAUUAUGAUGAAAGCUACAGAGGCAGAGAAAAUUACUAUAAUCAACAGGUGUAUCCCGCCAGGAAAGAGGGCUAUGACGAUCAGUGGCGCUACUAUCCCGGGUACGAUGCCAGUUUCGAUGACGAUUACCGCCGACGCGCAGAGCCGUACGCCGAUGACUUUGACCGGCGCAGCGUCCACAGCGAGCAGUCGGCACACAGUGUGCACAGCUCUCAGAGCCACCACAGCAGACGCAGCAGCUUCAGCUCCCGGUCACAACAGAGCCAGGUGUACAGAAGCCAGCCUGACUUGGUGUCAGCCGUCUAUGACACCACAUCGUCCACCCUGGCUGUGGAUUACUCCUAUGGACAGUACCCGAGCCAGGCUGACGCCACCCAGAACUACAGCCAGUACCACUAUCCCUCCGAGUACACGGCCGACAGCACCUGGAUCGCCCCUGAGGAACCUCCUCCACGUCCUGCCACCCCAGAGAAGUUCAGCAUGCCCCACCGCUGUGCCCGCUUUGGACCUGGUGGCCAUCUGGUCCAAGUUCUGCCCAACCUCCCCUCAGCUGGACAGCCGGCUCUCGUUGAUAUCCACAAUAUGGAGACUAUUCUGCAAGACACCCCGGAUCAGGCAGAACUACGGGCUUUCCCUGGACCUCUUGUAAAGGAGGAGACUCAUAAAGUGGACGUGAUCAAGUUCUCCCAGAACAAAGCGCUGGAGUGUUCUCGUGACAACAACCUCUUGGACAGGGACUCCGGCUGCCUGCUCUGGGAAUUCAUUGUGCUGCUCUGCAGACAGAACGGGACUGUGGUCGGCACCGACAUCGCGGACCUCUUGAUGAAGGAGCAUCGCUCCGUCUGGCUCCCGGGCAAAAGUCCCAACGAAGCCAACUUGAUUGAUUUUAACAACGAGCCGCUGGCACGAGCCGAGGAGGAGCCGGGAGCCGGACCGCUAUCCCUCCUGUCCGACACCUUCAUGACCGUCCCGGAGAACCUCGGCAAGGAAACCGAGCGCUUCAGGGAGCUGCUGCUGUUUGGCCGCAAGAAGGAUGCGCUAGAAGCCGCUAUGAAGGGAGGGCUCUGGGGCCACGCCCUUCUGCUGGCCAGUAAGAUGGACAACAGGACGCACGCACGUGUCAUGACGAGGUUUGCCAACAGUUUGCCGAUCAAUGACCCUCUUCAGACGGUGUACCAGCUGAUGUCGGGGAGGAUGCCCGCCUCAGCCACUUGCUGCGGAGAGGAGAAGUGGGGUGACUGGCGCCCUCACCUGGCCAUGGUGCUGUCCAACCUCACACACACCCUGGACCUGGACACUCGCACAAUCACCACGAUGGGGGACACUCUCGUCUCCAAGGGGCUCGUUGAUGCUGCACACUUCUGCUACUUGAUGGCCCAGGUCGGUCUGGGAGUUUUCACCAAGAAGAGCACCAAGAUGGUUCUGAUUGGCGCCAACCACAGUUUGCCCUUUUACCGAUGUGCGACCAAUGAGGCUAUCCAGAGGACGGAGGCCUAUGAGUACGCUCAGUCUCUGGGCUCCCAGUCAUGCUCACUGCCCAAUUUCCAGGUGUUCAAGUUGAUCUAUGCAUGCCGCUUAGCUGAAGCCGGCCUGAGUGCUCAGGCCUUCCACUACUGUGAAGUCAUCUCUAGGAAUGUCCUCACGCAGCCUUCCUAUUACUCGCCUGUUUUCCUCAGACAAAUUAUCCAGAUGUCGGAAAAGCUGCGAUUCUUUGAUCCGCAACUGAAGGAGAAGCCGGAGCAGGAGCUCUUCAACGAGCCCGACUGGCUGCUCCACCUCAGGCAGCUGGACGGACAGAUACGGACUGGAGUGAUUACAUACAAUGAAGACAGAGUAACGCCUUCCCAGUUUGAGUGCAGCAGCCCCAGCUCUGACUUGGACCAGCUGAGUCCAUCCGAACCGUACAGCUUACCUGUGGAGUUGGAUGGCCCCACCCCUGACAACCCACUAAUGAGCUCAUUAAUGCCCGGGCCUCCCCCGCAGGGAGUUCAGCUGAUGCCUCCAGCUCCCACCUCUAUCCUCCAAGACGGGAUGGCACUUCCUCAGCCUUUACCCUCCAGCGAAGUCCCCCAUUUCUACCCAGUACCCCCCAGUGAUCCACCAGGCCAGAUGGCCGUCUCAGGCUAUCCUCCACAGAAUCCUGGAUUUGCCCCUCCUCCCUUCCAACCACAACCGGAGCAGACCGAGAUGUACCCGGGAGCCCAUCAGCAGCAGCCGUGUCCCCCGCCUCUUCAAGUGGGCCAAAUGCCGCCACACAUGCACCCCCCUCAGGUGCCGCAUUCACCAAUACAGAUGAACCACCCGCCACCCCAGAUGCCCCAUCACAUGCCCCAGCACAUGCCCCCUUCUCCCGGGCACAUGCCCCCUGCAGAGCAGAUGUCCCACGCCCCACCGGAGAUGCAUCCUGCUCAGCCGAUAUCGUCCUCCCCACCCAGGAGCUCCUUCACACCACAGAUGGACUUCUACGACCACAUGGCCCACAUGGGUCCUGGGAGGAGAUCACGGACUACUUCACAAUCUUCAAUGUAUAUGGCUCCAGGACGCCGCUCUCGCACCACCUCUGAAUCGUCCACUCACUCUGGUGGAAGAGAGCGAAGCAACUCGAUUGUCAUGCAGGCCUCUCCGCCUCCACCUUCGAUCCCCGAGCAGCCGCGCAUAGAAGAGGCCAAGAAAGCCAAGAAGGACUCCCCGAAAAAGGGAGGUGGAGGUGGUGGUGGUGGUGGUGGUUGGCUGAACUGGCUCAAAAGGAAGGGGAAGAACGAGGCUCACUUGCCAGAUGACAAAAACAAAUCUAUCGUGUGGGACGAACAGAAGCAGAAAUGGGUCGACUCGAACGAGCCCGAGGAAGAGAGUAACAAGCCCCUUCUACCGCCUCCUCCCGUCUUCCCCAAGAUGCCUCAGAUGCCCGGCCCCGGAGGGCCCGCCGCACCUCCCGGUGGCGGCCCUCCAGUCAACAUGUUCUCCAUGAGAGCAGGCACGAGGAGCCGAUACGUGGACGUUCUGAACCCCAGUAGGAUGGCGAAGCCGGGCGGGUUGGCCCCUGCUCCGGCAGACAUCUUCGCUCCUCUGGCGCCGAUGUCCAUGCCCGCGAACCUAUUCGUGCCUAGUUCAGCUCCUGACGAUCAACAACCUCUCGAGGGCAGCGAAGGAGGAACUCAGGAGCAAAACACCGUCGCUGCUGAACAGAUGUUCAGCCCAACGUUGUUACCCCCCGCCCCAGAAGGUCCUCCUGUGCCCGACGGCUCGCAGUCCGGGGAGCUCUCACGUUCUAGCUCAAUGAGUUCUUUAUCACGCGAAGUGAGUCAGCAUUUAAACCAGAGUCAUGUCCAAGCCCAGGAAGCGCCACCCGCCGGGGGCGUCACCUUUUAUAACCCCGCACAGUUUGCACAGACGAGUGCACCGUCGGGAGCCGGUCACCGCCCCGGCCGUCUGGGCGGUCAGCGCCAGUACCCAGUGGGGAAAUAAACAUCAUCUUGCAGAGAUAUUGUGUAAACAGACUUGUUGGAUGGAGCGAUAUCGUGGAAGUAAAUGAAGCACAUGGACACACAGCGCUCUGCCUGGACCUUUUUUUUUUUUUUUAAACCCGCACCUAAGAAGAGCCGAAUAAGUCCAUCAUGUAGACCUUCGUCCCAACACUUAACCACUCGGUCAUCUUCUUCGGUUCAGUAAUUGUCACUGGUGUAUUUCCUUUUUGGGCUUUUUUCCUCUUUUUUUUUCUGCAUCCAUACUGCAAACAGACCGUUGUGUAAUGGGUUUUAACACACACGCACAUAAAAAGCUAAAACAUGGAUGCAUUCAUACAAAUACUGAAUACAAAAUAAUAAUGUUGCUCUUGGAAUCUAACACUGUUACCAGAAUGAUCAUCCCAGGUCCCGUUUUAGGUUUCCCUUUGUGUCUAAAGUCCAGAUGUCCCCGUUUUGAUCGAUUGAUUGUAUGUGUGAUGGAUAGAAAGUGGCACCUUUUUAAUUUCACAUUGUGGACUUAUCUGUGCAUUCGCAGCUCUUCAUGUCCCUCUGGCGACUGGAGAUGACGUGUGAGAAUGAAUUGUCAAUAGUGCGUUGUCUGCUGUGUUUGCUUUUCCUCAGUCGCCCUCCAGUAAAGGAAAGAUGUUGUAUGAAACAGUCUGCAGUGUUUGGAUGCUGCUCGUUUCAGAUAUUUAUAUUAUUUUUUCAAUGUCCUCUUGACUUUAAAGAAGUUUUGGGGUCUUCAGUCCAAGUUAGGCUUCAGUUUUCUCCUGAAACAAGUUGAAGGUCUUCAGAACAGCAGGAAUUGGGAUUAAAACUGUUUUUAAAUGUCGCUAAAAAGAAAUCUAUCCAAAUAUUUGUAUAUCAGAUUGAUUGUAUUUAUGAGCUGUAGGCAUAAGGGUGUGUGUGGAGAGCAACUUUUUUUUUUCUGAUCGCUUUGAAGAAAUGCAGUUCUGACUCUCCAGAGAUGACCACGGAGUCAUCGACUGAUCGUUUGUAUCGGCCGCUUCUGCAGACAAAUAAAUCUUUAUCUGAAUUGUGAAUUGAGAGUUAAACGUGCUUCUAAUUGUCAUUUUAAUUUGAUUAUUUGUCACCCUAAAUGAUUUUGUAGACCUCCGGUUAUGAUUUUAAAAGGUCUCUUGUUUCACAGAAGGAAUACUUUUGCCCAAUGUUUUAGAGUUCCUUGUGUAAAAUGGUUGACUUAAAACAGUGAAUACAGAAGAUGAGAACGAAAUGGUAAUAAAGUUAUUUUUAACGCUCUGUAGCACUUUGAA